AUGCAGGGAGGUGAUGAAGCCAACGCAGCUGAUGAAGAUAACUAUAAAAAUAAUUCAGAUGUUAUUGUUACUUAUGCUGGACAUAGCGAAGUUAAAGACCCCAUACCUGGAAAGGAUGAAAAGACGCUAUCGGAUAUAGAUAUGGAUAAAGCAAUAAAACUCAACGAUGAGGUAGACAGAGAUACGGUUGUGAAUGAGAGAGAAAGAGAUAUACAGAGUGAUCAAACUGAAGCAAGUGAUGUAGUUUUCAUACCGAAUGAAAAGGAGGUUUUAAGGAAUGAAGAUUAUAAAAACGUUGGAAUGAAGGACUUGAUAGGUGGUACCAAUAUUGAUGGGAUUUUGCGGCAUGUGAAAGCUGAAACGGAAUCACCCAACCACGACAUAAUUUUCAUAUCAGGCAAAAAUGAAGAAAUUAUUGAAAAAACCGUUAAAGAAACGCCAAGGACACAGCAGAAAACUAGCAGUAAAAUCAAAUUGAAUUGUAAAAACUUGGAUUGUAAUAAUACAGUGAGCAGCGUGUGUGGGGGGAAAGAAGAGGAGAAGAAGUGGAAGUACCGACUGUUCAUGAACGAAUGUUAUUUUCGAAAAGUAAAUUGUGGAUUCAAAUACCCAAGUAACAGAUACAAAAUAAUGCCAAUGGAGAGUUGCAAGCAUAUUGGUGGUCGGUUUCCGAGUAGACCAUUCGUGUAUCCAGCUCGUCAGAUUGUCGCCAAUAAAUUUAAUGAAACGCGAAGAUUCUUAUCGUCUAGAAGGUCGCUGAACAUGGGUGUAGAUGGUACAUUCUGCUCCCACUCCUGUCCAAUCCAUUGUACCGAAGAGUACGACCCACAGUGUGCACUUUCCCCGACCGGACAGAGACGCGUGUUCCUGAACCAUUGCAAGCUGGAUUAUGAAUCGUGUUUUUAUAAUGCUGUGUGGCAUCGCCGCCCCCUAUCUGAAUGCGUGGGGGGCAAAAAGGCCGAUAUGAGGCAAAACAGGGGUUUCAUUGGCUGGCUUCAACGCGUCGGUAUCGUCGAUAAAAGGGGUCGACUUGUUCUAUCGUAA
This is a messenger RNA of Zerene cesonia (dogface butterfly), 1044 nucleotides long. RefSeq lists its product as uncharacterized. The record is from RefSeq and is a predicted model, not a curated record. The transcript is spliced from 6 exons. The coding region runs from base 1 to 1044 and encodes 347 amino acids. Lineage: Eukaryota; Metazoa; Arthropoda; Insecta; Lepidoptera; Pieridae.